CAGAAGUAACCGCGGAAUUGAACUACGCUGUGCAUUUGUCAACCAACUUUGAUCCUCCAGACAUAAUUUCCCUUCCAUAAUCUUAGCAUGGUGUUCUUGUCAGUAUUGUAGAAUAAUUUUAGACAAUCACUAUGAACCUUGACAGACUGCGAAAGCGUGUCCGACACUACAUAGAUCAGCAACAGUAUCAAAGUGCUCUCUUUUGGGCAGACAAAAUAGCAUCCCUUUCACAUGAGGACCCUCAAGACAUUUACUGGUUAGCACAGUGCCUUUACCUAACGAAUCAAUAUCAUCGCGCCUCUCAUGCUCUCCGAUCACGGAAACUUGACAAGUUGUAUGGAGCCUGUCAAUACCUCGCUGCUAGAUGCCAUUAUGCUGCCAAAGAGUACCAGCAGGCUCUGGACAUUCUGGACAUGGAGGAGUCUGCCAGCAAGAAAUUACUGGACAAACCCAUCAAGGAGGACAAUGGGAUAAAGGAGAGCGCCAGGGAAUGGGAGAUGUCCCCAGCUUCAAUCAGCAGCUCCAUUUGCCUCCUGCGGGGGAAGAUCUAUGAUGCCAUGGACAACCGCCCCCUGGCCACGUCCAGCUACAAAGAGGCCUUGAAACUCGACGUCUACUGCUUUGAAGCCUUUGACCUUCUAACGUCCCACCACAUGUUGACCGCCCAGGAAGAGAAUGAGUUUUUGGACUCCCUCCCCCUGAGUCAACAGUGCACGGACGAGGAAGAGGAACUACUUCGGUUUUUGUUUGAAAAUAAGUUGAAAAAGUACAACAAACCCAGUGAAAUGGUUAUACCUGAUUUAGCCAACGGACUGGAGGACAAUUUGGAUGUAGUCGUCUCUCUGGCAGAGCGACAUUACUACAACUGUGACUUCAAAAUGUGCUACAAACUCACUUCCAUGGUAAUGGUGAAGGACCCAUUUCAUGCCAACUGUUUACCUGUGCACAUAGGAACUUUAGUAGAACUCGGCAAAGCAAAUGAACUGUUUUAUCUCUCUCAUAAGUUAGUGGAUUUGUAUCCUAAUAAUCCGGUGUCAUGGUUUGCUGUCGGUUGUUACUAUCUAAUGGUAGGCCAUAAAAAUGAGCAUGCUCGCCGAUAUCUAAGUAAAGCCACGACUCUGGAGAGGACGUAUGGGCCAGCAUGGAUCGCGUAUGGACACUCCUUUGCCGUGGAGAGUGAGCACGACCAGGCCAUGGCUGCUUACUUCACUGCUGCUCAGCUGAUGAAGGGGUGCCACCUGCCUAUGCUGUACAUCGGCCUGGAGUACGGCCUGACCAACAACUCCAAGCUGGCCGAGCGCUUCUUCAGCCAGGCCCUCAGCAUCGCCCCUGAGGACCCCUUUGUCAUCCAUGAGGUGGCCGUGGUCGCUUUCCAGAAUGGAGAUUUUAAGACGGCGGAGAAGCUGUUUCUGGAUGCUAUGGAUAAAAUCAAAGCAAUUGGGAAUGAGGUCACGGUGGAUAAGUGGGAACCAUUACUGAACAACUUGGGACAUGUCUGCCGAAAACUUAAGAAGUAUGACCAGGCGUUGGAGUACCACCGUCAGGCUCUGGUGCUCAUCCCCCAGAACGCCUCUACCUACUCGGCCAUCGGCUACGUACACAGCCUCAAGGGAGACUUUGAAAGUGCCAUUGACUAUUUUCACACAGCACUUGGUCUGAAAAGAGAUGACACAUUUUCAGUCACCAUGCUGGGACACUGCAUAGAGAUGUAUAUUGGUGAUACAGAAGCAUAUAUAGGGACGGACAUUAAGGACAAGGUGCGCACCACGCUGAGCACGCCGGCACUGAUGAAGAUGCUCAACACGUCGGCGGACGCCACCGGGGGGGACAGCAGAGUGCAGCCCCUGGAGGAGAGCGGCAUCAUGGCCCUGGAGACGCCCCCUCCACCACCUCCACCACAGCCCCCGCAGCCCCAGCCCUCGUCCAACCCCGCCGACAAGCAGCCCUCCGACCCAGGCUUCCUGCACUCGCUGCCCCUGGAGUGUGACCUGUACGAGAGCGACAUGAUGCUAGAGACCUCCAUGUCCGACACCAGCACGUGA
Molecule: messenger RNA, 2042 nt
Organism: Engraulis encrasicolus (European anchovy)
Lineage: Eukaryota; Metazoa; Chordata; Actinopteri; Clupeiformes; Engraulidae
Gene: cdc16
Product: cell division cycle 16 homolog (S. cerevisiae)
Exons: 18
Coding region: 132-2042 (636 amino acids)
Biological process (GO): cell division; protein ubiquitination; anaphase-promoting complex-dependent catabolic process
Cellular component (GO): anaphase-promoting complex; cytoplasm
Molecular function (GO): protein binding
Source: RefSeq, a predicted model, not a curated record